GAGAGCAAAAGAGAGAGAGAGACAGCGAGAGUACUCUGAGUUUAUGAGAGCGCCUGCACACGCAUCAUCAGAACAGAGUCACUUCAGUUACCGUAGGACAACACAGCAGAUUGUUAUCACAGCACACUGAGAGAGACUGAACCAGGAGACAUUAGAAGAAAGAGAUUGACAGAGAGCCUCUCUUUAUUAAGAGGGCACAUCGGGGGACUGACAAUAGCAGCCAACCAGAAGAGUCUAACGUCGGUGUGUGCGUGAACUUUCCCAGCUUGACUUCUUCUCCUUGGUGCCCGAGAGGUCACCACCCCCUGCAAAGUGCCGAGAUGAUCCCGGAGGUCUUUCUGAUCUUGUGGCUGACAGGUCACGGAGUGAAUGCCAUGUUUGCGCAGCAGCCUCAGGACUUGGUCGUUGUGGCUGGUCAGCCUGUCACACUACCCUGCUCCAUCCCCGGUUACCACGGUGUUGUGCUGUGGAUCAAAGAUGGCCUCGCUUUGGGUGUCGGAAGAGAACUUAUAGGUUACCCUCGCUACGCUGUGGUUGGGGAUCACGGAUCUGGCGAGCACCACCUUCGCAUCCAGAGGGUGGAGCUUUCGGACGAUGCCGUGUUCGAGUGCCAGGCCAUCCAGGCCGCCAUGAGGUCCCGUCCCGCUCGACUUACUGUGCUUGUUCCACCUGAAGACCCAGUGAUCAUCGGAGGGCCUGUGGUGAGCCUGAGAGCGGGUGACCCCCUCAAUCUGACAUGCCAUGCAGACAAUGCUAAACCCGCUGCCUCAAUCAUCUGGAUCCGAAAUGGAGAGGUGCUGAAUGGAGCCAUGUACAAUAAGGCUCUUCUUCGGGAUGGGCGAAGGGAGAGCACUGUAAGCACCCUCUAUAUUUCAGCCUCCAACAUCGAAUCCGGACAAAAGAUCAUCUGUCGGGCAUCCAACAAGGCUGUGCCCAAUGGGAAAGAGACCAGUGUCACUAUUGACAUUCAACACUUGCCGUUGGUGAAUCUCUCGGUGGAGCCUCAACCAGUCCUGGAGGGAAACCUGGUGAAGUUUCAUUGCUCAGCCAAAGCUAACCCACCAGUCACCCAAUACAAGUGGGCCAAAGGAGGAAGCGUGAUAAAGGAAGUGUCUGGAGACACUUAUGAAGUCGUAGUGGACCACUCAUUCUUCACAGAGCCAGUUUCCUGUGAGGUCACCAACCCACUUGGGAACACCAACAUCAGUCGAAAUGUGGAUGUCUAUUUUGGACCUCGGAUGGCUGCAGAGCCCCAGUCUUUACAGGUCGACCUAGGAUCAGAUGCUGUGUUUAACUGUGCCUGGACUGGAAACCCCUCUUUAACUAUUGUAUGGAUGAAAAGGGGCUCUGGGGUGGUGCUAAGCAAUGAAAACAUCCUGACACUAAAAUCUGUCAGACAAGAGGAUGCUGGGAAGUAUGUGUGCCGUGCGGUGGUGCCUCGUGUUGGAGCGGCUGAGAAGGAAGUCUCUCUCACCGUAAAUGGACCUCCGACCAUCUCCAGCACACAGACCCAUCAGGCUCCACAUGGGGAAAAGGGACAGAUCAAAUGUUUCAUCCGCAGCACGCCACCCCCAGAUCGCAUUGCCUGGUCCUGGAAAGAGACCGUCCUGGAGUCGGGGACAUCGGGUCGCUAUACGGUGGAGACUGUAAGCACAGAGGACGGAGUGCUGUCCACCCUCACCAUGAGUAACAUCGUACCCGCCGACUUCCAGACCAUCUACAACUGCACCGCCUGGAACAGCUUUGGCUCUGAUACAGAGAUCAUUCGCCUCAAGGAACAAGGUGGGAGCCAAGAAUCCCUCCCUGUUGCUGUGAUCAUCGGCGUGGCAGUUGGUGCUUUCGUUGCUUUCAUCGUCCUCAUGGGAACCAUCGGCGCUUUCUGUUGUACGCGCUCUCAGAGAAAGAAAGCAGCUCAUCUAUGCACAGAAGACGCUCACCUGGUUAUGCCUACACUGCCCACCUCCAUCUGUGCUCAGCAGAGAGAACUUGCAAGCAAAAUUAAGACAGAAAACCUCAAAGGUGUGGUGUCAGCCAAGAACGAUAUUCGAGUGGAAAUUGUACACAAAGAUCACAACGCGGCACGAGAAAACGAGGAUCAUGCCGCCAUGAAACAGCUCAUGAUUGAACGGGGUGAGUUUCAGCAGGAGUCCGUUCUGAAGCAACUUGAGGUACUUCAGGAAGAGGAGAAAGAGUAUCAGCACAUCAAGGAUCCCACGAAUGGAUACUACAGUGUGAACACCUUCAAGGAGCAUCAUGGCACCCCAACCACGCUAGCUGGAAACCAGACCACGGAGAUCCGCCGAGACCCUGCCACAGCCACCACCGGCAAGCAGCGAGUUCCCACAGGAAUGUCUUUCACCAACAUCUACUCUACCCUGGGGGCUGGACCCAACCGCCUGUAUGACUACAGCCAGCGGUUCGUGCUGGGCAUGGGCAGCAGUUCCAUCGAGCUUUGCGAGCGAGAAUUCCAGCGAGGAUCGAUGAGCGACUCCAGCUCUUUCCUGGACACACAGUGCGACAGCGGCAUCAGCAGUUACAGCAAGCAGGACGGCUACGUGCAGUUCGACAAGGACAGCAAGGCCUCAGCAUCCUCCUCAUCCCAUUACUCUCAAUCAUCAUCCCAGAACUCAGACCUCACACGGCCACUGCAGAAACGCAUGCAGACCCACGUCUGACUGCACGAGAUAGACAGAAGACAGGGGAAUCCAGCGCUGGGAAUAGCCAAAGGGGAUUGAAUCCCCCCCCAGAUGAGAAUCAGGAACCAGUUCAAGCACAUCUAGCACCCCAGUUUCAUUUUACCCUCCACUUCUUUUGCUUUUAACGUUUUUUUUGCUAUAUGUGGAUUUACUCAUUUGUCCAAAUCUUAUUUACAGCUCUGAAAAGCCUUACCGUUUUCAGAACCUUGUCUUGACCUCUCCGAAUGCCCUAAAUGUCUGGGCCAAAGACUUCCUCCAAACAACAGUGUGCCACAGUGAUGUUACUUGCCAAUGUAGAAAGACACAAAACCCUGAACAGAACUAGUCCUUGCUUUAGUUCCAGUAACUUUGAAACAGCUCUCAAUGACCUCCUUGAAGAAAGCAUGGCAACAUUGCUUAAAGGAGCUUUUUGAAGACGGUUGCUGAAGGCUACACUACAUAUCUCUGUAGUCCAUUCACUCCUCUGCAUCACUAGAGGACAACAAUCUGUUGCUCCUGUACAUUAAAGCACAACUGUCAAAGUUGUAUGUAAGACUUCUCAAUGCCUCUACCACAGCUAGCUAAACAAAUGAAAAAACUAUUUAAAAAAGGACGACAAAUGUAUGAACUGAAUUAACAAAUAAUGUCCGUCAGAAUCUUUGGAUUCUGACGCUUCUGACAAAGGUUUGUCUGACAAACAAAUGUGAGAUGUGGUUAUGAGCUGUUGAUUUACCAUGCAGAGACAAGAUAUAUUUGUGUACGUUGUUGUUCUUUCUUUCUGAACAUUCUUUAUUUUCAGUGUUUUAACUACAUGGUUUUUAAAAAUUCAUUGGACUUGCACUGGGAACUGGAUGGAUGAUGUAAUCUUGUCUCCUGCCUUGAGUAGGACUAUUUAAGGUGUUGACAUUUGUGGUUAUGAGAGGAGGGUUUUUCACUUUUUUUAAAAUACUAUUGUUUCCAAAAAGGGUUGAUCUGGGUUGGUGUGAAUAGUGCGCCGAUGGGAAGAAUGGUGUUUGGAUGUUAAAAAGACACUCGUCCUAUGUCCUGUUGUGUGAAGUCAAAUUAUAACACUUAUAAAUCUUCCUUUCAAUUCAUAAAAAUCAUCUCCGCUUGUUACACAUGUGCUAGAUAUAUUUUCAAACUGCUUGUUUCUUGCAGAACACAAAUUUAGUUUACAUGGAAACAGAAUUGAGAUCUGAGUAGUUUACAGAGUUUGCUCUGGUUUGAAUCUUCUGACUACUGUUAAUGUGGCUGCCAUUGGACUGGACUGCAUUGAGUACUCUCACUGUUAUAAGUGAGGAAUUUGUGUACAUGUUUAUUUGUCUAUUUGUUUUUUAAUGGAGUGUGGGCAUUCAUGCUUAAUGUAAAUGUAUGUUGUUUUCUUUGUCUUUCUUUAAGUGUUUAGUCUACAGAAUUGAAAUUGCAACUUAUGGCACUACUGAUAACUCAAGCACUUCUACACUCAAACACUUGUAAGGUAAAAUCACUCUUAGUCCUGAAUCAGCGUACUGAUAUCAAGCUAACAGCAACUGAGCUAGCAAAAAGACACAAACUACUUAAAAGCCAAUGCUGUGGUGUAUGCAAAAGCUAGAAAUUAGAGGCAUUUGGACAAUUGUAGUGACUAAAACUUAGAAAGAAAUAUUGAAAGUAGAACUCUUCCAGAGCUCUUCACAAAAAGACGCUAGCUUAAGCCACAGUUCCAGUGAUGUUGACCCAUUAGCAUUGCCAAAAGAAAUGGAUGCAUUCAAUUGAUUAGAUCAUCUGCUCUAUUUCCCAAUUCAUUCUGUGUUUUGGUUAUGCCUAUCCUGGGGAGAAAUAUUCAGACUGCCAAAAAAAAGAGAAAAAGAUAAAAUGAUGGCAGCAUGUUUCUAGUACUAGGCCAGAGCACAGCCAUUAUCGAUGUGGUGUUACAUUAAGUGGCAUAAUUGUAUGAAAUUGCCACUGACCCUUUAUAACAAGGUUCAGGCUCAUCCCAGUAUGAACACCAACUGUGCUUACAUCCGAUGAUACGACACCUUCCUCACUGCCAAAGUUUGUAUGAUGCUCUGAAUCUGCAUUUAGUUGUCUAACCCCUCCAGUUCUGCCCUACGACAGUGCAAACAGAUUGGGCAUGAAAGCUAUCAGUGUGUUUUGCUUAUCAAAGCUUCCAACACUUCAGUCUUUUAUCUCCUCUUCAAGUUAUCUCCCCAUUCCUCCUCGCUCAUAAAGAUAAAUAUGACCAGAGGCAAUCCCUCAUAUAAACAAGGAGGAGGAACUGUGGCAUCUCUCACUUGAACUGCAAAGAUCCUGGUUUUGACCCAGAGCAAGAGAUUUGAUUUGUACCGACCUGACAAUCCCUUACUUCAACCCGAAUACAAGAAACACUGCAAGGCGUGACGCCGCUGAGUCAGUCGGCGCUGUAAGCACUUUACGUUUGAUUAUAUUUGUGGCAUUUCAAUGGGUUUCAUACAUGAGUGCUAUUGGAUGAGUCUAAUUUUACAAAUGGAUUGGUGCCUAUUGUGGGGCUUAAACACGAAAAGGCCUGUUUCAGUGCUGAUAGUGCGGCUCAGUCCUUACUACACUGUAUAUAAAUCCCUCAUGCUCUCUGUGUGUAAAUUUGCAGUUAUUUUGCUUUGUUCUUUAGUCAGUUUGAUUCAUAAAGUGCAGAAAGCAAAUCACACCAUUGAUACUGUACAAACGAUCACUCUUUGAUUUAUGUUUUCUUCUCUCUCAGCAUAGCCAGUGCUAUAGAGAAGUGUUUCAAAUUAAAUGUCCAUAUGUUACUUACCUUGGCCUAUCUUUCUGUAUUGAUAACUGUUUCUUUCAAGGUGAAAUGAAAAUAUACAGACCUAUAGAAAUUUUCCAACACACAACGAUCCAUCUUGCAACGUGCACUGAAUUGAGAUCCAGGGUUUCUACACCAUUCGACCAUUUUGUUAUUACUGGCGAAAUCAUUCAUUGAGAUUUACCAGAAAUUGCUGUGAGCUGAGCUUAACAAGAAAUAAGCUCAAUAAUAAAGAUAUUUGUAGGUACCAUGUAAAUAUGGAAAAUGCCAAAACACUCUCAUUCUCAAUUCAUACAAUUAUCAGUUAUAAAAACAGGAUUGAAGUGUAAAUUUCCCAAUGUUUAAAUACUUUAUACUAUACUGCAGUUUAAUAAGCGGCGACAACUAAGCCAUUUUAAGGAUGAUUCCCCAGAGAAGUGUAAACGCUGUGCUGUUACCAAAACAAUUCUCUGUUUGUUUGAGAAUUCUGGCUAGCUACACAUAGCAACAAUGGCUCGACCAAUGGGAUUAGUGGGGGUGUGGCUACCUGUUAGUUAGAUAAGGGCGAGUGAGGAAACCUGUUUGAAAAAAAGAUCAUCAAUUUUGCAAUUCUGUUUGAUGAUGUUGGUUGCACAGAAAUUACGCACACCAGCUUUAAACUGGAUUUAAUGUUAAUUAUUUUUAAUAUAUGCUGGACAGUGAUGAAAAAAGUUACGCAUUAUUCCAAACAGAAUUCAGAUCAAGGGCAGCUACUGUACCAUUCCCUAUGCCACUGCAUACACUUCUACUUUACAAUGCUAAUACAGCCAUAUGGAUAUUUGUUGCUUGACAUGAACAUAUGUGAUAACAAAUUAUACCAUAUGGACUAGUCUCUACAAUCUUAAAACGUGGCAAAAGACUGAAAAAUCCCCCAAAACAGAUCACCAUUCAUGUACAGAAGCUGCUAUGUGCUAGAAUGAACAUGGCGUCUGUAAGCAAAUAUUGGAUUAGGCCUGUUGUUCUGUUUGAGUAGCUCUCCGUACUCUUUUGUAGCCUGUGUACAUUUCUUAUCGCCCAGCCCUGGUGAGUUUCAAUCCCUUCUCCCACUGGACCACAAGUCUUGCCCGCUUCAGGCACCGGAUGGUCAUGCACUUACAACCAAACCAAACAGAUGAACAAAUACCACUCUGGAUGAUAGGACAGGGCCAUUGCCAGCCGCAGACAGCAGACCACAUUUAUGGCUUUUACAUUUCUCCUGACAUUUCAGCACAGCCAGGCGGGCUACUGGCUGAUGAAAUGUUAUGAAUUCCCCUCUCUCGACAAUACUGUUUUAUAUAGGCCUCUCCAUUAUGACGAUCCCUGAGCAAGUUUUGUUUGAGGAUGUUACAGUCGAGGCUGCAUAGGCAUAUUACUGUGUGAUCAUUUCUGUACGUAACAAACGCAUUGCAUUGGUGAUUUGUGCUCUGUAAAACGUUCAGUGCUCAAGAGAGUGGAAUAUAACAUUAUGUACAAUGAUGGGCAGCUCUCUCUGAAUGGUUGGUGUCAAUCGUGUCUUUUCUACCUGUCCCAAGCACUUUCUACAUCAGAUUUUUAUUUAUAAUUUGUUUUCACAAGACAAUAUCUCGUUAGUCUUCAAGUGACAUGCUACUGCCGUAACAAAGAUGGUGUGUACACAGAGGUCGAGAAAAUCAAUCCAGCAGUUCAGAAGGUAUUAUACUGUAAUGUACUGGGGUUAUAAAAGAAGGUUAACCACUAUUUUCUUGCAGUGACUCUCUCUAUCAGUAAAAGCAUUAAAAAGAUGUACUUUACCUGUAAUGGUCCGUGAUCUUAUGAUGCUUUGGCUCUGUAUAUUUCUAAAAGAA
Molecule: messenger RNA, 7259 nt
Organism: Labeo rohita (rohu)
Lineage: Eukaryota; Metazoa; Chordata; Actinopteri; Cypriniformes; Cyprinidae
Gene: kirrel3b
Product: kirre like nephrin family adhesion molecule 3b
Exons: 17
Coding region: 321-2675 (784 amino acids)
Biological process (GO): synapse assembly; cell-cell adhesion
Cellular component (GO): cell-cell junction
Molecular function (GO): cell adhesion molecule binding
Source: RefSeq, a predicted model, not a curated record